Molecule: messenger RNA, 778 nt
Organism: Lytechinus pictus (painted urchin)
Lineage: Eukaryota; Metazoa; Echinodermata; Echinoidea; Temnopleuroida; Toxopneustidae
Product: GTP-binding protein Di-Ras2-like
Exons: 1
Coding region: 43-675 (210 amino acids)
Molecular function (GO): GTP binding; GTPase activity
Source: RefSeq, a predicted model, not a curated record
ACCCAUAAUUCAGAAUAGGAUAGAAAGUGUAGAUCUUUCAUCAUGCCUACUUCACGUCUGCCUGUUCUAGCAAAGAGGCUUGUUUUCUUCGGUGCUGCACAAGUUGGCAAGUCAGCAAUCAUCAGACGUUUCAUCAGCCAAUCUUUCUCAGAACAUUACACCCCAACAGUUGAAGAUAUGUUCGAGAGGCCGAUUGACUACCAAGGCAAAGAGAUAAAACUACAAAUUCUUGACACCGGUGGCAGCUUUUACUUUCCAGCAAUGCAUCAACUGGCUCUUAACAAUGGUGAUUUAUUCGUCGUCGUUUACUCAACUGAUGAUACCUCGUCUUACCAUAAAGCUCUUGAAACCUGCGAUGAAAUAGCAAAAACGAGAGGUCCCGGAAUGCCCAUCGUGGUCGUUGCCAACAAGAAUGAUCUUGGAAGACGUGUUGAACAGGCUGAAGCUGAACUUAUGUUUUGUCAGUGGAACACAUAUCAAAUGGAAAGCUCUGCCAAAGAAGAGGACUCGAUCGAAGAAAUCUUCAUAAGAAGUCUGUCCUUAAUAUGUGCCAUGGAUUUCAACUCACCAAAAGAUUCUUCGCCCAUGGUAUGCAGUGUUCAAAGAAAGAGAGGAUCAAGUUUUUUAACAAGGAUUCGAAGUUUAGCCAGAAAGAUGACCAAUUUCCCAAACUGACCACUUAUUAUUGAGUUGAUCUAUUGAGACGCAGAAGAAACUUUCUUCUGAGAAGUGACAUUCGAAGCAGUGGACUGAUAAGUUGUGAACUCACGAUUUACGU